Molecule: messenger RNA, 1712 nt
Organism: Wasmannia auropunctata (little fire ant)
Lineage: Eukaryota; Metazoa; Arthropoda; Insecta; Hymenoptera; Formicidae
Product: transmembrane protein 179
Exons: 2
Coding region: 254-913 (219 amino acids)
Source: RefSeq, a predicted model, not a curated record
UGACGUCACACCGUGACAGCGGCAGAAAUUCUGCGAGCACGUCCACGGAUUAUUUUGACAAGCGCAAAUACUGGAGCAUACACUUUCGUCGUUGAUUCGAGGGAUCUGUCAAUGGAGAGAAAAAAGAAACAGAAUUCAUGGACACCGGCUUUCAUCGUUUGAUCGCGUGUUCACCUAUGAUCUCGUCGGUAUAUUGAACCGUGGGAGAGAUACAUCUCGUUCGAUCGUCCCGUGCGUGUAACUGCCCUGAAUUAUGGCGCUGUCAAAUAUUUUACUGCUCAGCCAAAUAGCGGGCUACGUCGUGGCUCUUAUCCUGUCGCUCUGCAUCAUCGUGCCCAUGAGCCUGCAUCAGGAUGAGUUUAGGGGACACUGUCUUUUGUUCUCGACCGGAGUGUGGCGGGAGUCGGAUGGCCAGAUUGUGGUGAACUGGGCGUCGCAGGCGUACUGCAAUUACACGAUAUUCGUGGGCCUGGUGCUCCUCGUCACGUCGACAAUACAGAUCUACCGGCUGUCCCUGUUUAUGUACCGCAGCGAGGACAGCUCGUUUCUCUCCGCGUUCGUAGACGUUGUGACCUCCGUCAUUCUCACCACCGUCACCCUGAUCGCGGCGAUUAUCGUAACCCUGGGUUUCAUGACGUGGUGCCAGUGUAUGACCAAGAGAUUCCCGUCAUGCGAAUUAGCGGCCGGGAAUGACAUCGACAAGACCGACGGUAUCGACACGUCGGGCUUUCACAUCGAACUUGGCGCUGCCCAAUUCGGCAUUUGGAGCAGCUUGUCGAUUUGGGUCGGCCUGUCGGUUUUUGCUGUUCUAAAACUGUUGAGGUACCAUCAGCUGGAGAAUAUGAAAGUUUCCAUGUACAGAGAGAGGCAGAGAUUGAUAGAGGCUACAAGUAAUCAGCAGGAGCCGAGUUAAAAGUCGGUUAAAGUUUAAUAUUUUGUUUCUCAGGCUGAGUUUGAUAAUAUAUAUAUAUACACACGUUAAUUUGCAAGAACGAGAUAUAAAUCUCAAAGGAUAUAAAUUGGAUGUGAAAUUUGUUAAUCUUAAAAGCGCACAAAGUUACUGCGAGCCCAGUAAUAUAUUGAUAUGAACAUACUAUUCGCUGUGCUCAGAGCCAAUCGAUUUUAUAAAAAGUAUAAGUCUUUUUAACUGAAAGGUCAGCGUAUAGCAAAAUAUUUUGAGAUUACAAAUUUAUUUAUAGCUCUUGUUUAUAACUAAAAAAAAAUUCUUUAAAAGCUUAGGCAUUAACGUUCGUUGUUUAAUUGAUUUUCUCUAAAUUUAGGUAUUAGGUAUUUAGGUAUAUGAGAUUUGUAUUGAAAAAAUAAUGUUAACAAUGUAUAUAUCACAAUAUAUUUCCACGUAUAAUAAACAGAUAAGUAUAAUUAUAUAGAAAUAUAGUAAAAGUAAUAGAUAUUAACAGUAGCUUCUUUUAUAUUUUUCUGAUUCUGAAUAUGUAUGUGAUUUAUAUAGACCCGUGAAUUUUAAGAUUAAGAUAUAUCUUUCCGAUUCUUAUAUAAGUAUAUAAUUUAUAAUAGUUAUUAAUUAAGAUUAACAGUAUAAAAUCAAAGAUACAUAUAUGUUAUUGAUGCCUACAUCAAAUUUUUGUUAUUUAAUGUUCUUUAAAUAUCUAUCUAUUAAAAACGCGUGUGUAAUUUUGUAUAUAAAUUAUAAUACGAAAUACAUAUAUCAAAGUUAUCCCGCAAAAAAAAAAAAA